This is a messenger RNA of [Torrubiella] hemipterigena, 951 nucleotides long. Lineage: Eukaryota; Fungi; Ascomycota; Sordariomycetes; Hypocreales; Clavicipitaceae. The record is from the annotation of a GenBank genome assembly.
AUGGCAACAGUGAUGAGUACGCAGCCAAUCGCUCCGCAGAGCGCACAGCCUGUCAAUGUUAAGUCUUCGCGUCAUUUUUUGUCUGGAUUAGGAUCAGGCGUAGCCACAGCUGCGCUCCUACAGCCACUGGAUCUCCUGAAAACGCGAGUGCAACAAUCCGGGCGAACGUCCAUUUACGAAGCGUGGACUCACCUUCGACAAUCUGGGCAUCCUGUCAAGUCUUUGUGGAGGGGAACCCUCCCGUCGACACUAAGAACUGGUUUUGGUUCUGCAAUUUACUUUACUACGCUCAAUUCUAUCCGCCAACAUAUGGCAAAACUCCAAGCCGGUGGCAACGCCGCCCAAAGCAGGAGUGCAUCAACAGCCUUGCCAACGCUGUCGCCCACCGCAAACUUGAUAUCGGGUGCGGCAGCUAGAACAUUUGCCGGCUUUGUUUUGAUGCCAUUGACAGUUAUUAAGGUACGGUUCGAAUCUAGCAUGUACUCAUACCCGUCCCUGGUGGCCGCAGCACGAGAUAUCCUGCGCGUGGAGGGCGCAAGAGGAUUCUUUGCUGGAUUUGGAGCCACCGCCAUCCGAGACGCACCAUAUGCAGGAACAUAUGUAUUGUUCUACGAACUGGUAAAAACACGCUUAGGGCACUGGGUGGCUUCGUCAGACUCGAAGGGUCUCAUGGGAACGUCCGUUGCAAGUACGAUCAAUUUUUCAUCGGCUAUAGUAGCAGGAGCUGGGUGCUCUGUUGUUUCGAAUCCGUUUGAUGCAGUCAAAACCCGUAUACAACUCCAACCAAAUAAGUACAAGAAUAUAUGGCAGGCUUGGUACAAGAUGAUAUCGGAAGAAGGGUUUAGGUCGCUCUGGAAUGGCCUCGGCAUUCGAAUGGGUCGCAAAGCUCUUAGUUCAGCACUCGCGUGGACUGUUUAUGAGGAGCUGAUCAGGAGAUACGGACGUAGUUGA